GAUACAAAAGACAGCGCCGAAAAUUCAGAAAAAAAAUGGAAAAUAAAAGAUGCGAUGUCGCGAAAGAGUGCAACAAGUUCGCAAAGUGGUUCCGACUCCCAGAGCAAUAAUACCGAUAUCGAAACACAAAGUGAAGGCGACCAUAAGGAUGACAACCAGACUGUUGAUAAUGACCAGACAGUAAAUUUGGAUGAGAACAUCUCGUUUUUUUUCAGUUCCUGAAAAAUCAAAAAACGAUAAAAAUCCACUGCUUGUAAGAAGUUCUCUAAAGAAAUACAAGCGAUCAAGACCGUCUGUGGAAUGGGAUAAAAGUGAUGACAUCGAUUUAUUUUUCUUUAGUAUGUCUAAAACUGUUAAGAAGCUACCGUAUUGCGAACAAGUGCAGCUCAAGAAGGAAAUCAGCUGUUUAGUUUUUCAGGCAGAACUUAAAAGCAUCCCAGCAUAAAAAAUGAAUAAUAACAGUCAAUAGGAUGUGAUUGUCCUGGCAUACUCGUAUUAAUAACAUUUCAUACAAAGAACAUUUGACAUAAAUACAUACAUACAUAUGGAUGUAUUGAAGAUACUUUCCUUUCCUGUUUGUAAGAUAGCGGACAUUAAUUUCAAUCAUAUAAAACAAAAAAAUCCAUAUAUGCAAUUGAAACUUUGCAAAAUUAAAUAACAACGCGAGCAUAAA
This is a messenger RNA of Rhagoletis pomonella (apple maggot), 673 nucleotides long. RefSeq lists its product as uncharacterized. The record is from RefSeq and is a predicted model, not a curated record. Gene Ontology annotation, cellular component: nuclear body. Gene Ontology annotation, biological process: positive regulation of DNA-templated transcription. Lineage: Eukaryota; Metazoa; Arthropoda; Insecta; Diptera; Tephritidae.